Molecule: messenger RNA, 1224 nt
Organism: Acanthocheilonema viteae
Lineage: Eukaryota; Metazoa; Nematoda; Chromadorea; Rhabditida; Onchocercidae
Source: the annotation of a GenBank genome assembly
AUGUAUGGUUUGGAAAAGCGAUGCUAUUUUGCAAUUUUGCAUAGCUAUUAUUCGCUUUUCGCGCGUCUUUUAACAUUUUACUAUUCGGAAGAAACUAGAAUAAUUGCACCGGCAGCUCGUACUAAAGUUGGGACUGCCGCGCCAAAAAUCUUUGGCAAAGAGCUCCGAGAUUUAGAUGAUGCUGAUCUAGAAGGGCUGCUCUCCAAAUUAUCACCCGAAGAACUCGAAGAUCUCAACAGUGACUUCGAUCCUGAUAAUUCCUUACUACCACCAUCACAGCGAUGUCGCAACCAAACUAGCAAGCAACCAACCGGGCCUUAUCAAAGGGAUAAACUGUUGUUGUUUCUCGAGGAAAGCGCAAAACAAGAAGAAGACUGGGAGGAAUGGGUUCCCUUUAGCCCAGGAAUUAAACGAGGAAAAAUUUAUGAACCGAAAGAGGGUGGUGAUAAAAAAUCCGGUAAAAUGGAAAUGCCAAUAGAACUCGAUUUGGAUGAUGACGAAGACGAUUUAGAUGGAGCACUGCAGGAGGCACCCGAAAAAGAUCUCGUUGAUUUAGCUGGUAUUCUCGGAAUGCAUAACUUGCUCAACCAAUCUCAAUAUUACAAUGCACUGAAGGGUAAAAGUCAGGAUGAAACAACAGGAACUACGUUUAGUGGUGUUGUUAGGGCUUUUGAAGCGAAGGUUCUUCCGGAAGAACCAGAUAAUGAAACUGAUGUUGAUGAUUGCAUCAAAAAACUUGAAGCAAACGAUGAGAUGGUGACUGAAGUAAAUAUCAACAACAUGAAACGAAUAUCAAAAGAGCGUAUCAGGGCCCUCAUUAAAGCAUCCUGCGCUAGCAAACAUAUUAAAAAGCUAUCGAUGGCCAAUACUGCUAUCUCUGAUCAAGAAGCUAGAGGACUGGUUGAAUUGUUAGAGACUUCACCAUCAUUACGUAUUUUGAAUAUUGAAUCGAAUUUCAUAACACCCGAACUAUUGGCAAAAUUAUUACGUGCUACACUUGCCACCCAAAAUCUUACCGAAUUUCAUGCUGAAAAUCAGCGAGCAAGUGUGUUAGGAAAUCAAAUAGAAAUGGACAUGAUGCUUACUGUAGAAGAAAAUGAAUCACUGCUUCGCGUUGGUGUAUCCUUUCAAUCAAUGGAAGCACGUCACCGAGUUUCGGAAGCCCUUGAGCGAAAUUAUGAAAGACUGCGACUUCGACGGCUAGGUAAAGAACCGCAAGAAUAA